This is a messenger RNA of Nerophis ophidion (straightnose pipefish), 1186 nucleotides long. RefSeq names its product zinc finger protein Gfi-1b-like. The transcript is spliced from 7 exons. The record is from RefSeq and is a predicted model, not a curated record. The coding region runs from base 305 to 1165 and encodes 286 amino acids. NCBI's taxonomy places the organism in Eukaryota, Metazoa, Chordata, Actinopteri, Syngnathiformes, Syngnathidae. Gene Ontology annotation, molecular function: DNA-binding transcription factor activity, RNA polymerase II-specific; RNA polymerase II cis-regulatory region sequence-specific DNA binding. Gene Ontology annotation, biological process: regulation of transcription by RNA polymerase II.
ACAGAUUUCUGCUCUGACAAGAAUCUGCACGGUUUUGGUUAGUGUAAGGAAGCAGUGUGGUUGUUGGCUGACAGAUGAAAACACUUCCUUCUCUAAAAGCCUUCAACAAUCCUCCUCCUCAUGACCGACAACCUCGUUCAUCUUCAUGCAGCGGUAUGAGCGUGCUUUGCCUGUAACCCACUGUACAUCGGACAGUGCACACUAAUGAAAAAUCAUCUGUACAGACUGUAGAUGAGCCAGAUUAAAGCAUAGUUUCCAUCUGUAGUCCUCCAAUCUAGUGUGGGUGGCGCUGGAAGCAAGGGUGAUGCCUCGGUCAUUUUUAGUAAAGCGAGGAGGUUUAGAGCCCCUUCAGUCAGAACUGAGUCCUGUAAUGAAUGCAGCAGAAAAAGAGAAGGGGCCCUGGUACACAUCCCAGGGGGACGCCACUGCACCCAUGCAGGAUAUUGACACAGUCAUCCUUGAAUCACUGCAGAACUUUCCUGAUAACAAGUCCUCUGAAGAGCCCACUUCUGCUGAUCCCUGCUGUCCAGACCACAAAGAUACUUCCAAAGAAGACCCUCAAGCCGCUGUUUGCUCCAGACCUCAAGUGAGUUCAGAAAGGCAAAUUGAAGUUUUACAUCCAUACUUCCAGGACCAGAAGUUCCAUGACAAUUCAAAGAAAAUUUCUCCCAGAAAAGAGUGUCCACUCUGUGGCAAAGUAGGUCAUCGAGCCUUCAAAAUGCGAGCACGCUUAUAUUUACUACGCAUGUGUCCGGUUUCAAGAGACACAUGUACAAGUGCCAUGGAACCAGGACGUCAGCACGCAUCCUGUCGUACACAACAGACAGGGGAAAGGCCGUUUGCCUGCACAGAGUGUGGAAAAGCGUUCAAGCGCUCCUCCACCCUUUCCACUCAUCUGCUCAUCCAUUCUGACACCCGGCCGUAUGCAUGCCAGUACUGCAGCAAACGCUUCCACCAGAAGUCGGACAUGAAGAAACACACCUUCAUACACACUGGUGAGAAACCCCACGUGUGUCACAUAUGCGGGAAAGGCUUCAGCCAGAGCUCCAACCUCAUCACCCACAGCCGCAAGCACAAAGGCGACUGGCCCCACCGCUGCCCUCGCUGCCUGUACAGCUUCCAGGACCGACGGAACUUGUGGCAGCACCAGUGUGCCCACCGCUAACACAAGGUGAGCACCUUGUUU